AUGGCGGCGGUCUCCGUGUUGCAGGCGCCGAGCGGCGGCUUCAGUUUCGACAACUGUGCUCGGAACUCCCUCCUGGAGGCCGAGCUCGUCCAGAAGGGACAGCGGCUGCCCGCCGCCCGUAAGACGGGCACCACCAUCGCCGGCGUCGUCUUCAAGGAUGGCAUAGUCCUCGGAGCAGAUACAAGAGCAACUGAAGGAAUGGUUGUUGCUGACAAAAACUGUUCAAAAAUACAUUUCAUUUCCCCUAAUAUCUAUUGUUGUGGUGCGGGAACAGCUGCAGAUACUGAUAUGACAACUCAGCUGAUUUCUUCCAAUCUGGAGCUCCAUUCGCUAUCUACCGGACGACUUCCAAGAGUUGUCACGGCUAAUCGAAUGCUAAAACAAAUGCUUUUCAGGUAUCAAGGCUACAUUGGUGCUGCCCUAGUCUUAGGGGGAGUAGAUGUCACGGGACCUCACCUUUACAGCAUAUAUCCCCAUGGAUCAACUGACAAAUUGCCUUACGUUACCAUGGGUUCUGGAUCGUUAGCAGCUAUGGCAGUAUUCGAAGAUAAAUACAAACCGGACAUGGAGGAAGAGGAAGCCAAACAGCUUGUGAGAGAUGCUAUUGCAGCUGGCAUAUACAAUGAUCUGGGCUCCGGCAGUAACAUAGAUAUCUGUGUUAUAAGCAAGAACAAGUUGGAUUUUCUCCGUCCAUAUGAUGUGGCCAACAGAAAGGGGGACAGGUAUGGUAGAUACAAGUGUGAAAAAGGAACUACUGCUGUUCUCACAGAAAAUGUAGCACUCCUGGAAAUUGAGGUGGUGGAUGAAACCAUACAAACCAUGGACACGUCCUGAACCAUCACGCGCAGCCCUUCUCUCUCACUGGAGACCAGCACGAGUUAUGUUUAGAAGCCUUCCAGCUGAUACAGAAUAAAGAGGGUUCUGACCCUUCUCCUACCUA
This is a messenger RNA of Gymnogyps californianus (California condor), 940 nucleotides long. RefSeq names its product proteasome 20S subunit beta 7 (gene PSMB7). The coding region runs from base 1 to 834 and encodes 277 amino acids. The record is from RefSeq and is a predicted model, not a curated record. The transcript has 8 exons. Gene Ontology annotation, molecular function: threonine-type endopeptidase activity. Gene Ontology annotation, cellular component: proteasome core complex. Lineage: Eukaryota; Metazoa; Chordata; Aves; Accipitriformes; Cathartidae.